AUGGCUUCUGAAGCAGCAUCCCAAGUCACCAUUGGGGCUUUAAGUGCCAUCUUUGAUGAAACCAAGCCCCAAGUACGGGAGCCGAUUGUUCAAUGCGUUCAGAUCAAGGCAUUGCCAGCUCAGCCGAACCAACCAGAACGAUACCGUGCUGUUUUCAGUGAUAUUGCGAAUUAUGUUCAAACUAUGCUUGCUACUCAAGCCAACUCGGUGGUGACGGAUGGAUCUCUCCGGAAGGGUUCUUUCGUGCGACUCAAGUCAUUUCAAUCAAACUCAGUCAAGGGCAAGAAGAUCCUCAUCAUCUUGGACCUUGAAGUUCUAAAGGAACUGGGCGAGGCUGAAAAAAUUGGUGAACCCAGACCACUUGAAGUCAAAGCCGAGGAACAGGAAGUCAGCCAACCGACAACAAUAUCCAGCAAUGGGUUUUACGGCUCCAAGAUGGAGGGUGCACAGGUUCAGCAGAAUAACCGAGCCCAGGCAAUGUCUGCCCCUAUUUCUACUUCUUCUGCUCAUGCCACGAUCUACCCGAUUGAAGCCAUCUCCCCCUAUUCUAACAAAUGGACGAUAAAAGCGCGAUGCACGACCAAGUCUAGCAUUAAAACAUGGCACAACAAGAAUGGUGAGGGUAAACUGUUCAGUGUGAAUUUACUGGACGACAGUGGUGAAAUUCGUGCAACUGGUUUCAAUGAGCAGUGUGAUAUGCUCUAUGAACUCUUCCAGGAGGGAAGUGUUUAUUACAUUUCGAGUCCCUGUCGGGUUCAAAUUGCCAAGAAACAGUUCACAAAUCUCAAUAAUGAUUAUGAGCUCACAUUUGAGAGAGAUACCGUCGUCGAGAAGGCCGAAGAGCAGAAUGAUGUUCCUCAGAUCAGAUUCAACUUCACAACCGUUGCUGAUUUGCAGACGGUUGAAAAAGACACAACUACUGAUGUUAUUGGCGUGCUGAAGGACGUUGGGGAGACAUCCCAGAUUACAUCAAAAAGCACUGGCAAACCCUAUGACAAACGCGAGCUUACGCUGGUCGAUAACACAGGAUUUUCUGUCCGCUUGACAAUUUGGGGUGCAUCUGCCAAAAAUUUUAGUGUGGCGCCUGAGUCUGUUGUUGCCUUCAAGGGAGUCAAAGUCUCUGACUUCGGCGGAAGAAGUCUGAGUCUUCUAAGCUCAGGCUCAAUGACUGUUGACCCUGACAUCGGGGAGGCUCACCGACUCAGAGGUUGGUAUGAUGCUCAAGGCAGGUCAGAGAACUUUACAUCUCAUGCUUCAUUGUCAAAUGCGAUCAACUCCACAGGCAAAAGGGAUCCCUACAAAACUGUUGCGCAAGUUCGCGAAGAGCAGCUUGGCAUGUCUGAAACUCCUGAUUACUUCUCUCUGAAAGCAACUGUGAUCUACAUCAAGCAGGAUUCCACGUGGUGCUACCCUGCCUGCCUUUCUGAAAACUGCAACAAAAAGGUAACACAACUUGAUUCAGGACGGUGGCAGUGCGAAAUGUGCGACAAGACCCACCUGAAGCCAGAGUACCGUUUCAUUAUGCCUAUUAGCGUCAGCGACCAUACCGGGCAACUUUGGCUCAGCUGUUUUGACGACACCGGAAGAAGCAUUAUGGGUAUGUCUGCUGAUGAACUGAUGCAACUUUGUGAAGACGAUCCGGGUGCUUUUGGUGAAGUCUUCCAGGGAGCCAAUUGCCAGACCUGGAGCUUCAGGUGCCGAGCCAAGAUGGACAAUUUCGGCGACCAGCAGCGUGUGCGAUAUCAAGUCUCAUCCUCUCAGGCAAUCAAUUACUCGGAUGAAGCCUCUCGCCUUGCUGAUAUCAUUAACUCUUACAGCAUUGACCAUCUGGAGCCAACUGAGCAGCGACCGAAGAAAAAGUCCAAAUCCGAGAAGCCCGAAAAAGCUUCUAAAGAUAAGCAGAAAAAUGGAGAUGAGAAGACUGCAUCUUAUUCUGAUGCCUUUGCUCUAUCCGAGAUCCCUCAGUCAGAGAUUGACAGUUUCUUGACCGAGAACGUGAUUAAAAUCGUUGAUCCCUCCUCACCCGACGCCUCCCAAUUCCGCCCAAUCCUUUCGUUUGAUCACCUACCUGAAUGUGAUGCUGGUCUGUAUACUCAAUUGAAGUCUUUCCCUAAGCCAACGCCGAUUCAAUCCACUACCUGGCCGCUUCUUUUUGCUGGUCGUGAUGUGAUCGGCAUUGCAGAGACUGGAAGUGGCAAGACCCUGGGUUUUGGCUUGCCAUGUCUGAAGAAAUUGAUUGACUCCAAGUCAAGCAAGAAGCCUUGCCAACCCAAGGCAGUCAUUAUCUCACCAACACGAGAGCUUGCAAUGCAAAUUUAUGACCAGCUUGUUAAAUUCGGCGGCACCGAGAAGACUCAGGUGACAUGCAUUUACGGAGGUGUCGGUAAAGAUGAACAGCGUCGAGCCCUUCAAAGGGCCGCUAUUGUGGUUGCUACCCCUGGCCGUCUCAAGGAUCUCCAGAGUGAUGGUUCCAUUGAUCUUGGAAAGGUCCAAUAUCUCGUCUUAGAUGAGGCCGAUCGCAUGCUUGAUAAAGGAUUUGAGCAGGAUAUCAAGGAUAUUGUCAAGCCAAUGCCCGUCUCCAGGAGACAGACUGUCAUGUUUACGGCAACAUGGCCCCGGUCGGUUCGAGAUCUUGCAGCAACCUUUAUGAAGACCCCGGUGACUGUUACCAUUGGCGGAGACCCAUCUGCGGAUCCCCGAGCCAACUUAAGGAUCAAGCAAGUCGUCGAGGUUGUUGAUGGCCGAGACAAGGAGGGCCGACUCAUACAACUACUCGCUAAAUCCCAGCGUGGUCAUCAAUUGCCCGAGAAAGUCCUGGUAUUCUGCCUCUACAAGAAGGAGGCUAUGCGCAUUGAGAAUCUCAUCAGAAACAAGGGAUUCUUAGUCGCCGGCAUCCACGGUGAUUUGAACCAAUCAGAUAGAUUCCGUAAUCUUGAUGCUUUCAAGAAGGGCACUGCUACUGUUCUUGUCGCAACAGAUGUGGCAGCGCGUGGCCUGGAUAUCCCGAACGUGAAACUGGUGAUUAAUGUCACCUUCCCUCUUACCGUUGAGGACUACGUGCACCGGAUUGGAAGAACCGGACGUGCUGGAGCUGAUGGUAUUGCCAUUACCAUGUUUACUGAGACUGACAAAGGACUGUCCGGCGGAUUAAUCAAUGUUCUCAAGGCAGCUAAGCAAGAUGUGCCAGAGGCAUUGUUGAAGUUUGGCACAACAGUGAAGAAGAAGCAGCAUGAUGUGUACGGUGCCUUUUACAAGGACGUUGAUAUGGACAAAACAGCGACAAAGAUCACAUUCGAUGAUUAA
This is a messenger RNA of Penicillium vulpinum, 3303 nucleotides long. Its product is annotated as Nucleic acid-binding OB-fold. The record is from RefSeq and is a predicted model, not a curated record. The coding region runs from base 1 to 3303 and encodes 1100 amino acids. Gene Ontology annotation, biological process: DNA replication; DNA repair; DNA recombination. Lineage: Eukaryota; Fungi; Ascomycota; Eurotiomycetes; Eurotiales; Aspergillaceae. The transcript has 8 exons. Gene Ontology annotation, molecular function: ATP binding; RNA helicase activity; DNA binding. Gene Ontology annotation, cellular component: nucleolus; nucleus.